ACGAAUACGAAAUAUUAGAUAUGGUUAUUUUGUAACACCAUUAUCAUCAAUCAUUUCUUUCUUUUCCUCCCUUUCUUAUGAAAAGGGCUUGUUCUAGAAAAACAGAGUGAGAGCAAAAUAAGAAAGAGGGAAGAAAGCAAUAAAAAAAAAAAAAAAAAAAAAAAAAAAGAGUAGGGCAUCCUGGAAAAAUGUAUUACUCUCAGCAGGAAUACCAUCACCAGAAGCAAUCUCCACCAUCUCAGGAGAUGCACCAAGCUAACCAGUCUCAGCAGCAGCAGCAGCAACAGCAGCAGCAACAGCAGCAGCAACAACAACAACAACAACAGCAACUACAAUAUCACCAGCAACAGCAGUAUCAACAACAUCAGCAACAUCAACAAUAUCAGCAAUAUCAACGUAAUCAUUAUUCUCAGCAGGGAUCGUCUUCAUCUUCCAACGGUAAUAGCAGCACUGAUGGUGACAAUCUUUAUAGUCCCGGUCACGCUCAUUAUAAUCAACAGCAACAUCCACAUCCACAGCAACAACAUCAGCAGGGCUAUUAUCAAGACUAUCGAGAACAGCAAUCUUCAGGACAGGGUCAACAGGGACACGAUCAGAGCCAAUUGAGAUACAUUCAUGAUCAGCAACAACAGCAACAACUUCAAUAUCAACAACAACAUCACCCGCCAUCUACGCAACAGCAAGAGCAUGAGGAUGACAGAUCAGCCUCUGCUUCAGAGUCGGCGAUGGGCUCUUCUUCUACACCUUGGUCCGAGAAUGGGUCAAGCAUGAGAUUCAAGGUCACAUUGGAAGCUCAGACAGCAGCCAUGCAACGCCAGGAUGAAACUUCGGUCACAUAUCUUAAUAAAGGACAGUUUUACACUAUCGGAUUGGAGGACACGGAGGAGUACGAUGACGAAAUCACCAGUGUGGUCAGGGUCGCGUUCCACGAUGCAUCUCAUCGACAUCUUGCAGCUCGGUAUUGGAGCUUCUGGCUGAGUCAACAACCUAGCCCAAAAACAGCUAGAGCUUUGGACAUUGAAAAGGCUUCGUCAAUAGGGGUUAUUGAAGUGCAUUCCAAGACCUUUGAUCAGAUAUCUUUCAAAUGGAACGGCAAAAAAGGAGCUAAACUGAUGGUUCGAUUCAACUGUUUAUCGACGGAUUUCUCACGUAUCAAAGGAGUCAAAGGGAUUCCAUUGCGUGUACACAUGGAUACAUCAUUGGAGAAGAAGAAAAAGAAGACGAAGGUGAAGGCUAACAGCAGCAAGAAUAACAAGAAAGGUUCAUCGGUAUUAUUAUUGUCAUCUAGUUCCUCCUCUUCAUCAUCUUCACCAUCUUUAUCAGCAUCAUCUUCACCUUCAUUGGCUUCACCAUCAUCAAGUAGACCAAACAACAGCACCAACAGCAAAAGCACCAACAGCAAAAGUACCAACAGCAAAAGCACCAAUAACAAUGUUAAUGACGACGACAAUGGUAACGACAAUGACAACGGAAACGAUGGUAACCAUAAUUGUACUGAGGAUGAUAGCAACUCCAUUGAACGAUCAUUUCUUAAAGUGAAAUUGUUCCGCGAUAAGGGCGCAGAACGUAAAAACAAAGAUGAUCACAAGCAUUUGGAGAAAUUGUGGGAUAAGAUGCGAGGCAAGAAUCAAGACACGAAUCCAUUGACCAGCAUGCUUGCACCUGUUCAGGCUGUCUCGAUCUUUACAGAAUGUUUAGAUCAUCUUGAAGACGAAUCAGAUGAAGACGAGACAUUGGAUCUGUCUGAAAAUCUGGCGAACAUUCCAGACUCAAUAGAGGAUAAUGCUGAUGGUGAAGGAGAUGAUAAUGAUGGUACUGGAGAAGGCAAAAGAAGCGUUGGUGGCAAUAAUCAUGAGAGUAUAGAAUCUUCUUCAAGAUAUGGCUUACCAAACAAUCAACAAGGCAAUAACCAUACUAAUGCUAAUGCUAAUAAUAAUAGCAAUAGUAGUUACAAUAACACCAACAAUAAUACGUAUGGGAUCCCAACUUCAGCAGCUACGGCAUUAACUCAGACUCAGACUCAGACUCAGACUCAGGCCCAAGCACAAGGACAAGCACAACAAGCUACUAUAGGAAUUGCUGGAGGAAGUGGGAGCAGCAAGAAACGGAAGCGUAAUACGGAUAACGGAGGUAAAUAAGGAGAAAGACGGAGAACUGACAAUAUGAAUUUUAUUAUCAAAUCCCUGUUCUUCGGCCACUAAUAUGUAUACAUCUAUACCCACACACACACAUAUA
Molecule: messenger RNA, 2235 nt
Organism: Lobosporangium transversale
Lineage: Eukaryota; Fungi; Mortierellomycota; Mortierellomycetes; Mortierellales; Mortierellaceae
Product: CP2 transcription factor-domain-containing protein
Exons: 4
Coding region: 189-2138 (649 amino acids)
Biological process (GO): regulation of transcription by RNA polymerase II
Cellular component (GO): nucleus
Molecular function (GO): DNA-binding transcription activator activity, RNA polymerase II-specific; RNA polymerase II cis-regulatory region sequence-specific DNA binding
Source: RefSeq, a predicted model, not a curated record